Molecule: messenger RNA, 1509 nt
Organism: Rotaria sordida
Lineage: Eukaryota; Metazoa; Rotifera; Eurotatoria; Philodinida; Philodinidae
Source: the annotation of a GenBank genome assembly
AUGUCGGCAACAUCUGAUGAAACGGUAUCUAUUCCAUCUCUAAUACCAAAUAAUACGACUUCACCUCAUGCAAAUGGUAAUACUGUUCCAACCACAUCAGCUGACACAACAGCUUCUUUUAAUUGGGGUAGUUAUUUAAAAACAACUGAUUCACAUGCAGCACCAGUCAGUUAUUUUCCUCAUACACCAUUAUAUGAUAUGUGGACACAGUUAACACCUGGAAUGAAACUUGAAGUAAUUAAUACAGAUUGUGGUAGUAAUGCAAAUGAUAUAAAAGAAAAAGUUUUUUGGUUUGCAUCUAUUGUUCGUGUCGAAGGUUAUUUAGCAUUAUUACGUUAUGAAGGUUGUGGUGAUGAUCCAUCAAUGGAUUUUUGGUGUAAUUUAUGUAAUAAAGAUGUUCAUUGUGUUGGUUGGUGUGGACAAAAUGGUGUUAAAUUAGCACCACCAAGAAGUAUUGAACAUCGACAAACUGAUUGGAAAACUUUUUUAAUCAAUAAACUUGUCGGAUCAAAAACAUUACCAGAUAAUUUUCGUCAGAAAAUACAAUUAUCACUUCGUUGUCCAUUUAAAAAGAAUAUGAUUGUUGAAGUUAUUGAUAAAUAUCGUGUAUCAACAAUGCGUAUUGGAAAAAUAUCUGAAGUUAUUGGUGGUCGAUUAAGAAUUAAUUAUGAAAAUACUGCAGGCGAACAUUUUUGGGUACAUCAUACAUCUGAAUUAAUUCAUCCUCUAGGUUGGUCGCAAGUGAUUGGACAUGAAUUAGAAGCUACUGCAGAAUAUAAGAAUGAAAUAACAAAAAUGAUUGAAACAGAUUCAUAUCCAGCAAAUGUUCCAACAGCAGAUUAUUUUUAUAAAGUUGAAAUACCAGUAUCAGAUGAAGAACAAUUUAAAGAAGGUCAAAAAUUAGAAGCAGUUGAUCCAUUAGAAAUGUCUCGUAUUUGUCCAGCAACAGUUGUAAAAGUAUUCAAAGAUGGUUAUUUUAUGUUAUCAAUUGAUGGAUCAAAUGUUGAAGAUGGUUCUGAUUGGUUUUGUUAUCAUACAAGUUCACGUCUUAUAUUUCCAAUAAAUUUUUGCAAAUUAAAUAAAAUUCCAUUAUCACCACCAAUUCGUUAUCAUGGUGAAUUUCAAUGGGAUAAAUAUUUACUUGAAACUAAUUCAGUUUAUGCACCAAAAGAUCUUUUUCAAAUUAUUAAAAAAAAAACUAUAAAUCUAUUUUCUGUUGGCAUGAAAAUAGAAGCUGUUGAUAUGAUGGCACCACAUUUAGUAUGCGUAGCUACAAUUGCAGAAAUAGCUGAUAGUCUUAUUCGUGUUCAUUUUGAUGGUUGGGGUGAAGAUUUUGAACAAUGGAUUGAUUGUCAAUCACCAAAUAUUUAUCCAAUUGGUUGGUGUGAACUUGUUGGUUAUAAAUUAGAACCACCAAAACAACCUGAACAAGAUAAUUCAGAAUCAACUAAAACUCGUACAAAAAAAUCGAAUAGUCGAAAAUCAAAUAAACGAAAACGACUUAGUUAA